AUGGUCUGUCCUCCCUUGCAUUGUUCAUCUGCUUCAUCAACCCCUAUUGAACAAACCCCCUCCCCUCCCCCUACCCCAGGAGCCAAUGGCUGCCAGAGGAGGCUGAUAGGCCGGCCAGCCCAGCACUCACAGUCUGGAGAUUUUGCACACAAUUCACUCUUAGUUAAAAGUGGUUCUGCAAACCUGGGAGUCUCAGCUAAUGAUCAGCCGCUGGGACUGCAGAACCAUUUGAGACUGAGAACGCCACCUCCACCGUUGUCUCACACUGCAAACCCUCACCAUGCAGCUUCCAUCAACUCCCUGAACAGGGGUAACUUCACCCCACGUAGUAACCCCAGCCCCGCUCCCACGGAUCACUCACUAUCAGGAGAGCCACCGGGCAGUGCCCAGGAGGCUAUCCAUGGUCAAGACAACUGGCUUCUCAACAGCAACAUCCCCUUGGAGACCAGAAAUAUAGCAAAGCAGACAUACCUAGAGACAUUGCAGGACAACUUCAUUGAGAUGGACAUCCUCCCCACCUCCCGACAUGACGGUGCUUACAAUGAUGGGCAUUUUCUGUUUAAGCCAGGAGGUACAUCUCCCUUGUUUUGUACAACCUCACCAGGCUAUCCUCUGACCUCCAGCACUGUGUAUUCCCCACCACCCCGGCCUCUUCCUCGAAGCACUUUUUCCAGACCUGCCUUUAACCUGCAGAAGCCGUCCAAAUACUGCAAUUGGAAAUGUGCCGCUUUAAGUGCUAUCAUUAUUUCUGUCACACUGGUGAUCCUCCUGGCCUAUUUUGUUGCCAUGCACCUUCUUGGCCUAAACUGGCACCUACAGCCGACGGAAGGGCAGAUAUAUGAGAUUACGGAAGACAAAGCCAGCAGUUGGCCUAGGCCAACAGACGUCACCUUGUAUCCCUCAGGAGGGACAAGGUUAGAAUUACCAGAAAGGAAAGGCAAAGCGCCCAGUGAAGGAAAACCCAGCAACUUCUUUCCUGAUGACAGUUUUAUUGACUCCGGAGAACUGGAUGUAGGUCGGAGAGCAACACAGAAGAUCCCUCCUGGCAUAUUUUGGAGAUCCCAGGUUUUCAUAGACCACCCAGUUCACCUCAAGUUCAAUGUGUCUUUGGGAAAGGCAGCACUGGUCGGUAUUUAUGGAAGAAGAGGACUCCCACCAUCACACACACAGUUUGAUUUUGUAGAACUUUUGGAUGGACGACGUCUGUUAUCACAAGAGGCCAGAAACUUGGAAGGUCCCCAGAGGCUACACAGGGGAGUAGUUCCUCUAACAAGUCAUGAGACUGGAUUCAUCCAGUAUUUGGACUCUGGCAUCUGGCACCUGGCAUUUUAUAAUGAUGGCAAAGAGUCAGAAGUGGUUUCUUUCCUCACAACUACUAUUGAAUCCGUGGAUGACUGUCCCAGUAAUUGCUAUGGAAAUGGAGAAUGUGUGGCUGGAAACUGUCACUGCUUCCUAGGCUAUCUUGGACCAGACUGUGGAAGAGCAUCCUGCCCUGUGUUGUGCAGUGGUAACGGACAGUACAUGAAGGGGAGAUGUCUCUGCCACAGCGGCUGGAAAGGUGGUGAAUGUGAUGUCCCCACAAGCCAGUGCAUUGACAUAACCUGCAGCAACCAUGGCACCUGCAUCAGUGGAACCUGCAUCUGCAAUCCAGGGUACAAAGGAGAGAACUGUGAAGAAGUGGACUGUAUGGAUCCUACAUGUUCCGGGCGGGGUGUAUGUGUCCAAGGCGUGUGCCACUGCGCCGUCGGCUGGGGUGGGACAAGCUGCGAGAACCCCCGCUCUACCUGUUUGAAUCAAUGCUCUGGACAUGGAACCUUUCAAGCCGAAACUGGGGUCUGCACCUGCGAUCCCAACUGGACAGGUCACGACUGCUCAAUAGAAAUCUGUGCAUCCGAUUGCGGCGGCCACGGUAUGUGCAUCGGAGGCAGCUGCCGCUGUGACGAGGGCUGGAUGGGUGCAGCUUGUGAUCAGAGGGCCUGUCACCCGCGCUGCAACGAGCACGGCACCUGUCGAGAUGGGAAGUGUGAAUGCAGCCCCGGCUGGAACGGAGAGCACUGCACCAUUGAGGGAUGCCCCGGUUUGUGUAACGGUAACGGCCGCUGUACGCUGGACAUGAACGGCUGGAACUGCGUGUGUAAGCCGGGAUGGAGAGGGUCUGGAUGUGACACGUCUAUGGAGACCGCCUGCAGCGAUGUCAAGGAUAACGAUGCCGACGGGUUGACGGAUUGCUUGGACCCCGACUGCUGCCUGCAACAGAUCUGUCAGACAAAUGCAUUGUGCCUGGGCUCGCCGGACCCUCUGGAUAUAAUCCAGGAAACACAAGUCCCCGUGUCCCACCAAAACCUUCAGUCCUUCUAUCACCGCAUAAAAUUUUUGAUCGGCCGGGGCAGCACGCAUUUCAUUCCGGGAGAGAAUCCGUUUGAUGGCGGACAUGUCUGUGUGAUACGUGGUCAGGUGGUUACCUCAGAUGGGACCCCUCUAGUUGGGGUGAACGUCAGCUUCGUCAAUGCACCUCUUCUAGGUUACACCAUCAGCAGACAAGAUGGCAGCUUUGACCUGGUAACCAACGGUGGCAUCUCCAUCACCCUACGUUUUGAGCGGGCGCCGUUUAUCACGCAGGAGCACACGCUCUGGUUGCCCUGGGACCGCUUUUUCGUCAUGGAGACCAUCACAAUGAGGCUCGAGGAGAACGAGAUUGCUAGCUGUGACCUGAGCAGCUUCACCCGUCCGAAUCCGGUUCUCUCUCCGGCUCCACUAACCGCUUUUGCCAGCUCGUGCUCGGAGAAGGGACCUAUCGUACCCGAAAUACAGGCCUUACAAGAAGAAAUUAAAAUCUACGGGACCAAAAUCAAACUCAACUACCUGAGCACGCGGAACGCAGGUUACAAGUCCGUCCUGAGGAUCAGCCUGACGCACUCCACCAUCCCUUUCAACCUGAUGAAAGUCCACCUCAUGGUCGCCGUCGAGGGGCGUCUCUUCAGAAAAUGGUUCGCGGCCGCCCCGGACCUCUCCUACUUUUUCAUCUGGGACAAGACGGACGUGUACAGUCAGAAGAUCUACGGGUUGUCCGAGGCUUUUGUGUCUGUAGGAUACGAGUAUGAAUCCUGCCCCGACCUCAUUCUAUGGGAGAAGCGGACCGCCAUAUUACAGGGUUAUGAAAUCGAGGCGUCCAAGCUGGGGGGAUGGUCUCUGGACAAACAUCACGCGCUCAACAUACAAACCGGAAUUCUGCACAAAGGCAACGGCGAGAACCAGUUCAUUUCCCAGCAGCCGCCCGUGAUCGGUAGCACUAUGGGCAACGGGCGCCGCCGAAGCAUCUCCUGCCCCAGCUGUAACGGUUUAGCGGACGGUAACAAACUCCUGGCACCGGUCGCCCUAACUUGUGGCCCAGGCGGAAGCCUUUACGUUGGAGACUUCAACUACAUCCGAAGAAUCUUCCCUUCUGGCAACGUCACCAGCAUCCUGGAGCUGAGCCACAGCCCAGCUCAUAAAUAUUACUUGGCUACAGACCCAGUCACCGGCGCCAUCCUUCUGUCCGAUACCAACAGCCGACGUGUCUACAAGAUAAAGUCAACAACAGUUGUGACUGAAGUUGUGAAGAAUUCAGAAGUGGUGGCAGGAACUGGAGACCAGUGUCUACCCUUCGAUGACACGCGUUGUGGAGAUGGUGGCAAAGCCAUAGAAGCUUCUCUUAACAACCCUAGAGGCAUCACUGUGGACAAAUACGGCCUCAUCUACUUUGUUGAUGGCACCAUGAUACGACGCAUCGAUCAAAACGGCAUCAUCUCCACUCUUCUUGGUUCCAACGACUUAACCUCGGCCUGGCCCUUGAGCUGUGACUCCAUUAUGGAUAUUUCACAGGUUCGUCUUGAAUGGCCGACUGACUUAGCCGUGAACCCAAUGGAUAACUCACUCUACGUCCUCGACAACAAUGUGGUGUUGCAAAUCUCUGAGAACCAUCAGGUGCGCAUCGUGGCAGGAAGACCGAUGCAUUGCCAGGUUCCUGGCAUUGACCACUUCCUCCUCAGCAAGGUAGCCGUUCAUGCCACCCUGGAGGCCGCCACAGCCUUAGCCGUAUCGCAUAAUGGGAUUUUGUACAUUGCCGAAACUGACGACAAGAAGAUCAACAGGAUUCGGCAGGUCACUACCAAUGGUGAGAUCUCCUUGGUUGCUGGAGCUCCAAGCGGUUGUGAUUGUAAGAAUGAUGCCAGCUGUGAAUGCUUCUCAGGAGAUGAUGGCUAUGCCAAAGAUGCAAAGUUGAACUCGCCGUCUUCUCUCGCCGUGUGUGCCGAUGGGGACUUGUAUGUGGCCGAUCUCGGAAAUAUACGGAUACGUUUCAUCCGUACCAAUAAACCCUUCCUCAACAGUCAGAACAUGUAUGAAGUGUCCUCUCCCAUUGACCAGGAGUUGUACUUAUUCGACACAACUGGCCGACACCUCUACACUCAGAGCCUGACCACUGGAGAUUAUCUCUACAACUUUACCUACACUGGGGAUGGAGAUAUUACCCUCAUCACAGAUAACAAUGGGAAUACCCUCAACAUAAGGCGGGAUUCCACUGGCAUGCCGCUCUGGUUGGUGGUACCUGAUGGACAAGUCUUCUGGUUGACCAUUGGCACCAACAGUGCUCUUAAGAGUGUGUCCGAACAGGGGAAUGAGCUGGCCAUGAUGACGUACCAUGGGAAUUCUGGUCUUCUAGCCACCAAAAGCAAUGAGAACGGCUGGACAACAUUCUACGAGUAUGACAGUUUCGGCCGCCUGACCAAUGUCACGUUCCCCACGGGGCAGGUGAGCAGCUUCCGCAGCGACACAGACAGCUCGGUCCACGUCCAGGUGGAGAAGUCAAAUAAAGAGGAUGUGACCAUAACGACCAACCUGUCUGCGUCUGGAGCUUUCUACACGCUGCUGCAAGAUCAAGUGAGGAACAGUUAUUACAUCGGGGCCGACGGGUCCCUAAGGCUCAUUCUAGCCAAUGGUAUGGAAGUCUCCCUUCAGACAGAACCUCACCUUCUCGCUGGUACAGUGAACCCCACCGUCAGCAAACGCAACGUGACCCUGCCUAUAGACAAUGGCCUCAAUCUGGUAGAGUGGAGACAGCGCAAGGAGCAGGCACGGGGGCAGGUCACCGUUUUUGGACUCCGUCUGAGGGUACACAAUAGAAAUCUGCUGUCUUUGGAUUUCGAUCGCGUCACAAGGACCGAGAAGAUCAAUGAUGACCACCGGAAGUUCACCCUGAGGAUCCUAUACGACCACGCCGGUAGACCCAGCCUCUGGUCUCCAUCCAAUGGCCUAAGUGGAGUAAAUGUGACUUAUUCUGCUGGAGGUCAUGUAGCAGGAAUUCAGAGAGGAACUAUGUCCGAACGAAUGGAGUAUGACCAAGCUGGAAGAAUCACAUCCAGGACCUUUGCUGAUGGGAAGUCAUGGACCUAUACUUACCUUGAGAAGUCCAUGGUGUUGCUACUUCAUAGCCAGAGACAGUACAUCUUUGAAUUCGACAAAAACAACCGCCUAUCUUCUGUCACUAUGCCAAAUGUGGCUCGACAAACCUUGGAGACCAUCCGCUCUAUAGGAUACUAUCGAAAUAUUUACCGACCUCCUGAGGGCAAUGCCUCCGUUAUCCAGGACUUUUCUGAGGAAGGACACAUGUUGCAAACUCUUUACAUGGGUACAGGAAGACGUAUAAUUUACAAAUAUGGCAAACUGUCAAAACUUGCCGAGAUCUUGUACGACACUACCAAGAUAGCGUUCAUGUAUGAUGAUACUGCUGGCAUGUUGAAGACGGUCAACUUGCAAAAUGAUGGAUUUACAUGCACAAUUCGUUUCCGGCAGAUUGGGCCUCUGAUUGAUCGUCAGAUUUUCCGAUUUACCGAGGAAGGAAUGGUCAAUGCCAGAUUUGAUUAUAACUAUGACAACAGUUUUCGGGUGACCAGUAUGCAGGCCGUCAUCAACGAGACACCACUGCCCAUUGACUUGUACAGGUAUGAUGAUGUAUCCGGCAAAACGGAGCAAUUCGGCAAAUUUGGAGUUAUUUAUUAUAAUAUCAACCAGAUCAUCACCACGGCGGUCAUGACCCAUAAAAAACAGUUUGACACCUACGGGCGAGUACGGGAAUUGCAGUAUGAAAUAUUCAGAUCUAUGAUGUUUUGGAUGAUGUUGCAAUAUGACAACAUGGGUCGAGUGGUGAAAAAGGAGCUGAAGGUCGGACCCUAUGCAAACUCCACGAGAUACACCUAUGAAUAUGACAGCGAUGGGCAGUUACAGACAGUCUUUGUCAAUGACAAACAGCAAUGGAGAUACAAUUAUGACCUGAACGGAAAUUUGCAUUUGUUAAAUCCAGGAAACAGCAUCCGCCUUAUGCCGCUCAGAUAUGAUUUGAGGGACCGGAUAACUAGACUGGGAGAUGUUCAGUAUCGGUUGGAUGAAGACGGCUUCCUCAAGCAGAGAGGGAGCGAUAUGUUCGAAUACAGCUCUGCCGGUCUUCUUGUGAAGGCUUAUAAUAAAAUCAGCGGGUGGAGCAUUAAGUAUCGAUAUGAUGGUCUUGGAAGGAGAAUUUCCCGAAAGACCAACAAUGGUCAACAUUUACAGUUCUUCUAUGCUGACCUUGCUAACCCUACUAGGAUCACACAUUUCUACAACCAUUCUAGCUCUGAGAUAGCCUCUCUUUAUUACGACCUACAAGGCCAUCUCUUUGCCAUGGAACUAAGCAGUGGGGAUGAGUUUUACAUUGCCUGUGACAACAUUGGUACUCCCAUGGCGGUCUUCACUGGUUCUGGACUUAUGAUCAAACAAAUUCUUUACACUGCCUACGGUGAAAUCUACCUGGACUCAAACCCUAACUUUCAGCUUAUUAUAGGCUACCAUGGUGGACUCUUUGACCCUCUCACUAAGCUCAUCCACAUGGGUCGUCGGGAGUAUGAUGUGCUAGCUGGUCGAUGGACCAGUCCUGACCAUGAUGUUUGGAAGCAGCUUAGCACCACCAACAUAAUGCCCUUCAACCUGUACAUGUUUAAAAACAAUAACCCUGUGAGCCGAUCCCAGGAUACAAAGUGCUAUAUGACCGAUGUCAACAGUUGGCUGCUCACUUUCGGUUUUCAGCUGCACAACGUGAUCCCCGGUUACCCCCGGCCGGACAUUGAUGCCAUGGAGCCAUCUUAUGAACUGGUGAAUACUCAGAUGAAGACCCAGGAGUGGGAUAACAGCAAGUCAAUCCUCGGCGUGCAAUGCGAGGUUCAGAAGCAGCUGCAAGCAUUCGUCACCUUGGAACGGUUCGACCCUGUCUACAGCUCCCCCAUUGCCGGCUGUCGCUUAGAAAAAAGCAAUAAGAAAUUCGCCACUCUGGGCACAAUCUUUGGAAAAGGGGUGAAAUUUGCACUGAGAGAUGGCCGCAUCACCACCGACAUCAUUAGCGUUGCCAAUGAGGAUGGGAGACGUGUUGCCGCCAUUUUGAACAACGCUCAGUAUUUGGAGAACCUACAUUUCACCAUUGAUGGUGUUGACACUCAUUACUUUAUCAAGCAAGGACCCCCAGAAAGUGACCUAACUGUUUUAGGGCUCAGCGGUGGCAGGAGAACCUUAGAGAAUGGGAUCAACGUAACCGUAUCUCAGAUCAACACUAUUCUGGGUACGAGGACUAGACGAUAUACGGAUAUCCAGCUACAAUACGGCACCCUGUGCCUCAACACUCGUUAUGGGACCACCCUAGACGAGGAGAAAGUUCGUGUCCUGGACCUGGCCAGACAAAAGGCAGUGUCUCAGGCAUGGUUCAAAGAGCAGCAGAGACUUCGAGAUGGUGAGGAGGGUCUCCGAGCAUGGACAGAAGGAGAAAAACAACAAUUACUGAGCAUGGGUCGGGUUCAGGGCUACGAUGGUUAUUACGUUAUUUCUGUGGAGCAAUAUCCGGAACUCUCAGACAGCGCGAACAACAUCCAUUUUAUGAGACAGAGUGAAAUGGGCAGAAGGUGACAUAGACGGUCCUUGUGUUGACUUCUUGCCAAAGACAGCUACUGUGGUGGUGGCCGCAUACCCGAACUGUGUUGUAAUCUAGCCUUUUUUGUAAAAAAAUGAAAUAAAUAAAAAAUGCCUAAAAAAUUAAUAAAAGCAAAACCGAAAAAAAAAAAAUUCGACCUGGGAAAAAAAAUAAGCGGUCUUGCGGUUGAACUUACAAAAAAUUGCAACUUUUUAAUUUUUUGUUUUUUUUUAUUUUUAUUUUUUAACCAAUAAAGUUGGCCUUCAUCACACGUGUCAGAAAUGAAAAGAAGGUAUUUUGCAGUAGCGUGGGAUAUAUUUUUUUCCCCCCUCCUGAGGAAUUCGAAUGAGGAGUGUUGAAAACGUGACGUCGACAGGUACUCGCUUUAGAUUGCGAAAUCACAAAAAUAUGGAUAUCUGUGCGGAAAGUUUGUAUUAUCAUCUCAACUCCGGAGCAGGGAUCAGCGCACCUUCGCAGAAGUGGACAAAAAAUAAAAAAUCUCUCUUCAACGCUGACUUUUUUGAGAACUGAAAUUUGCCUUGAUUUUAACCAAAACUGUUCAUAUCAUUUCCUUUGUGUCAUGAGACAGUAUGCGGGAGAAUGGAUUCAUGGAUUCUCUGUCCCCGAUGUGUUGCUUGUGUUACAUUUCAAAUACGGUUGAUAGUAUUUUCCCUAUCCCCCCAACAGGUUUGGAUGAGACUUGAGGCGGCUCAACUUUUUGUGUUUAAAUUUUUUCAAAAAAAUAACUAAAACGGGCAAAGGGACCCAGCGAUAUCUAAAAUUUUUAUGCCUCUAAAGGACACUUUCACUUGGGGCGCAAAGUUUUUUUUUUUUUUGAGGGGGAGAGGGGGGCUCCCGGUGUAGAUGUAGCUACAGGACAAUGAUCUUGACAUAACCUAAUGGUUUUCUUUAGAUGGUGUCUAUUUUUUAUUUUCAUUUUUUUAUUUUUAUGGUUUAUGUUGAAGUGUGCUCGUAGCUGAGGCAGCAAUUUUGUGAUCUAGGAACCGGGGACAUUAACCCUUUUGACUAGUAAAAAAAAAAAAUGUCUGCCAGCACUUACAUAUUUGAAGGCGUUCUCGGCCGUACCUUCUUAAAGGUGCAUCAUCUCCUCCAUCAGUCGUUGAAUGUGUAACGUACAUUUCAUUUCACAACCAUCCAGACUGUUCUUCCCUGCUGUUCUGCUAGGACUUUCUUGGACCUUGGCCAAGCAAAAUGCAAUUCUAUUCGCGGGGUUGUGAUUAUUUUUUAAGUUAUAUAUGUUUUUUAUUUUUUUUUAUUUAACUGACAGCUGUUAAGUUGGAAACGGAUGUGUCAAGAUUACUGGUUGAUUCAGACUCCUUUCUAACGGAGUAGCUUUCACGAAUAUGUAUUGUAUUCUCUAAUCGGUGCCCACUGAUCUCCUCCAAUACCAAGAGUCAGAACGGAUCACGUGAUCGACAGCUUUGUUUGGUCAUGGGGACCAUUGGUGACUACCAAGAAGCAUCAUAUAUUAAAUGGCUAAUAUUUUUGAAAACUGUAUCUUCUACCCCUUAGAUUUCAACCAAAAAUUUGAUUGGAUUCCAAAAGCAGGAAGAAGAAAAAUCUUCCCUGUGGGAAAUGUGUUCCUCUUCUUUCCUCUGCCGAGAUUCAACCUCAUUUUUGGUAAAAUCAGCCAGAGCUACCUUCUUCCAAAAACAGCGCCACACCAGUUCACAGGCAGUGUGCAGUAUUGCACCUAAGUACCCAUUCACUUCAAUGGAGAGGAGAUGCAAUACCAGACAUAAUCCAUGGACAGGUGUGGGGCAGUUUCUAGAAGAAAGGAGCCCCGAAUCAGGAAUCUCGGCAAUGUAAUUAGAGCCAUAGAUUAGCCGUCAUUGAAAUGUUGCAAAAGUCACCCUUAAAGGGCAGCUCCACUUACAUAAAAAAUUCCUCUACUUGUCUAUAUCCACAUUCUUGCUCAUAAGAAACGAUUAUCACAGUUAAGUAUGUUUCCCUGAGUUUGUCAAGACACCGGCAAAUGAGCUUAAAAAAGAAAGCCAGUCAUGUGGUCUGAUCAGAUGUCAUGUGGUCUUUAGCUCCACCCCUAAGGACCACAUGACAUCAGUGCUCCAUCCUAGGACUUGAUGGGAGUGAAUUCUGACGUAGAAUGAAACGUAUUUUAUUUUUGAAACUUUUUUCUUUUUAUUUUGGAUUAUUUACCGCAUCCUCUGUGUUAAUUUCAAUCAUUUCUGGAGUUGCCCUUUAAGGUACUGACAGCAACUGCUUUACUAAAGCUGCUGAAGUAUUUGCUGCCCUUCCGUCAAGUUAGAGAAGGAAGUGACAUAUAAGGGUCUGGGGGUAUUCAUGUAGGUCCGAGGAUCCGCUUCCUGCCCUUGUUCUACUAUACAGUAUUUGUCAGCUUUCUAUUUCCCCGAAUGUGAACUUGAGCCUGUGGUCAAUAAUCGACCGAGAGGAAAAAAAAAAGCCUUCACCGCCUUAAUCGGUCACUUCCCUCCCUUUACUUCUAGAAUUACUGCAUUAAAGCCAUGGGGUUUCUUCAAGGCCGGGAGCACUGAGCACAAGGCUUAUGCUCUGAUUUAUUGAGGUUGAUGGUAGAUAAGGAGCGUUUGAUGUGGCCACCAAAUUAGCAGCUGGAUCCAGUUACAAAGGAGUCUGAGCUUCCUGGAAAAAACAUCUCCAUGGGAUGGUGACUGUGUAGAUAGAAGUGUUUACCGGUUAUCCCUUUACUGGUUAUUCUGUGUCUUGUAAAAAAGAAAGAAAAAAAAGAAAAAACUUAGAGAUGUUAUUUUGUAACAAAAAAGUGAAAAAUACAAUAAAAAUAUUAUAGUGA
Bufo gargarizans (Asiatic toad) is the source of this 10775-nucleotide messenger RNA. It is a transcript of the gene TENM4, whose product is annotated as teneurin transmembrane protein 4. Gene Ontology annotation, cellular component: membrane; neuron projection. Gene Ontology annotation, biological process: signal transduction; heterophilic cell-cell adhesion; neuron development. Bases 1 to 7962 code for a protein of 2653 amino acids. The record is from RefSeq and is a predicted model, not a curated record. Lineage: Eukaryota; Metazoa; Chordata; Amphibia; Anura; Bufonidae. Gene Ontology annotation, molecular function: protein homodimerization activity; protein heterodimerization activity; cell adhesion molecule binding. The transcript is spliced from 28 exons.